Messenger RNA from Petromyzon marinus (sea lamprey), 7473 nucleotides. Lineage: Eukaryota; Metazoa; Chordata; Hyperoartia; Petromyzontiformes; Petromyzontidae. The record is from RefSeq and is a predicted model, not a curated record.
GAUCUUUUUCUUGUUCGUGUUUUUGUUUCAAGAGCCGAACGGCUCACAGGGCUAUACCAAAAUAAAUAAACUGAACACUGCAAGUGAUAACAACAAUAAAGUGCAUCGCUUCCGGGUUCCCCCUCCUCGCCCUUUCUAUUCGCCCGCCCCCUCCCCGCGCUUGUGAAUGGCACCGCCCACAACGUCGACAGAUACAGCUGCUGUUGUUUCAAGCAAACCCCGGCGCGGAGCAAACCCCUCCCCCCCACAAACGGAUCCGGACUCUCACUACAGACCUCGCGUGACGACGCGUACGUAGGCGCAAUCCGCUCCGUGCUCGGUCGUAAUCAGCUCCGGGAUUUUAGUUUUUUGGAUUACCUCGCGAGGGGAGCUUGCAAUUCAUCGACGCGCGUGACGUCACCACACCACCUCUUCGUCGCCGCCGCCGCCGUCAAAGUGGAGCCAUUUGUUGCGCGAACGUCGUGCGAACGUCGCGCGAACGUUAUUUUUGUGAGGGGGGAAAUCCCCCUCCCCCCCACACCCGCCGUCCCCUCCCCCUCCCCUCAAAUCGCGACGUUUUGCGCGAGCGGUGGCGACGUAAGCGACGAUGUCUUUCCUCACAUUUGUAACAAGGUUCAUACAGCACAGUACAUAGGUACAGUUCACAAUCUUGACGGCGAAUUGCGUUGUGUUGAUGUGCAAACACAACGGCGGCACGGUCCGGUCCCUUGCGAGUGUAAGCCCCGUGUGGUAUAACUACCGUCCGUAGAACGUGUGCUUGUGCACGGUAAUGUUAAUUUCAAAAUGUGUAACGUUUUGUAUGUACCGGUACUGAUGUGGUACUUGCCGAUGACCGGUACCAGCAGCGGUUUCAAGAUCUGCCUCUGCGGACGAGGAGGCUCGUGAAGGACGCUGCCGUGCAGUUGGGGGAGAGGGCAAGAGGAGGAGGCGACGCUCACAACAACGAGCGGAGCGCCGGGCGGGAUAAAAUCGCAGAAAGUUGGUGCAGUAGGGCGGUGGGGUGGGUGGGGAGGAGGAGGUGGAGGAGGUGGUGCAUCUGCCCAGUCGCCUCAGUCGGUCAACCCGUGGCACCUGCUGGGGCUGUCCAGUGACCUCCUGCCAGCGGUCCUUCGACAACUUCACGUGGCCUCGAAGUGCACUUGGCCUGGCACAGCCGCUGCGGUGACGUCACCGCCUCUGAGCAGGUCACUGUUGUUGGUGGGUAUGCUGGGAGGGGUUUGUCGAUGCAUCUGACUCCAUAGAAAGCCGAAGCAAGUGAGGCGACGUAGGGGUUGUUGUGGUUGUUGCUGUAGCCCACGUGUUAAUGCGAGGAGGCCCACGCUCUGUGCGUGCGUCUCGCCCGGCUUGCCGUGGGAGUGCAACUCGUCGCUUGUGGUAAGUCCUCUGCUGGGUUAAGGGCCUCCUCCUUACGCUCGCGUGUGGGGUGAUUUGACCAUACUUCACCGGGAGUGACCCCGGGCUUUUGCCAGCGCGGCUUCCCAGCCUCGGCUUCGGAAACGCGCAUCGCUAAUAAGGCGACCGGAGUCGUAGGCUAUAUUUAAGUGCCGUCUUGCAAACUCGCCUCUUCAAUCUGGCCUUUAACCCCGCCUCAGUUCUGCCCGUUUUCCCAGCUGCUUCUGUUUUGUUUCCUGGACAGUGGCGUAUUGGGGGGUCUACGAAUGAAAUCCGCCUUAUAAACGUAAAUAAUUGUUGUUUAUUAUUGACCACACGGAGCCAGGCCGGAUUUUGCUAAAGCUGGGGAGGGAUUGAGCGUCGAUGUGGCAAUAUAGAAGUAGAGCACAGCGAUGGAUGGCACUGCCCUCUGUUGCCUAUAUGGCAGCGAUGUCUCGCCUGUAAAACCUCACACUCUCUAGCCAUAUAUUGCUGGGCGGCGAAUAUACAUUUUAGAAGUCCACAGCUCAAAGCCAGUUUAAUCUACUCGGGCUGGUUUUUGUUGUUGCCAUUAUGAGCCAAGGCCUGGGUAGGAAUAUUGCAAGGGCUGACAAUGUGUGGGCCCUGUAGGUGUGCAAGGAAUUUAGAUUGAUUUUUUUGGCCUAACAGGAGGUCGAGAGGGCUUUUAUGAGCAAUUUUCUAGGGAGGCUGAGUGCUCAUAAACGCCGAAUUUAGUAUAGAUAAUAAGUUUAUCAGAAAAAAAAACCCUGAAAUAUUUGCUCCACUGAAUAAAAAAAGGGUAAUGUGGUACACUAAACACCCUAACAUUUAAAUUCCGUGGCCUUUAACAAGAUGGUAGCCCAUUGAGGUCCCCUUGAACCAGGAGAGGGCACAUCGAGAUUAAUUAUCCUGUAAGCAAUAUACUUUAUUUAACCGAGUACAACGGAUAUUUCUCACUUGCAAGGGAAACUCUAUUGUAAGUCUAUUUUCACAUGGACGAUUAACCAUAAUUUUCAAUUUUACUUGUAGUCAUUUAUCACAUAGCAUUUGUGCCUUAAAAAAAGACAAAGUCUUUACUGAAGCAACGAAAAUUAGGUCUUUGAUGUCAAAUGUCAGUUCCUCCACAAACUGCCCAAAGCAUGAGCAAAGCCGAUUUUCACACUGGCCAACAAAAGCCGCAAGAACCACGGGGGAAAUUGAGGCAGCAGUAGAACUGACAAAGGCAGCUCUUUCAGGUGCCAAUCUUGGUUGUGUCUGACACAAGUUUGAAGCUUUGCUAAUGGUAAAAAAAAGACUUUAAAAUCACAGUGAGACUGCAUUGACAUCCACCGCACGGAAACAAACACCGUCAAGCUGUCGGUCACCCUAAACCAGAACAAAACUAAAACUGAAAGAACUGUAAAUGAAAUAAAAAAAAAACUCCAAUUGAUUCGACACAUCGAAUGGAAGCUGGUCACCACCACCAUCAUCAUCACCAUCCAUGGGCAGAUAGCCCAUAGGUGUCCACUGCACAUUUUGUCAUUUGUUUCGACUUUCCUCUCGUGCCAAUAUGCUUAGGUAGUGGGACAAUCUCCUGGCACUAAUCUCUUAUGUCGUCAAGCCGUUCUCUGUGAGCUCUUCCUCUCUUUCCGGUUGGUUCCGUUUUUCUGAACAACAACAACAACACGUAAAAGCUGGUGAGAAUGAAACAUUGAAACUGGAAGGAAGAAAAAAAACAAGACCGAAACGGGAAAAGUGCAACAAAUGAAGGCCGAAACAAACGCCUGGGACGGAAACUGUAACCGGAUCACGAUGGCAUCGUCGCAGCAGCAGCAGCAGCAGCAGCAGCAGCCGUGCGGGCGCUACGUGUACUGGUCGGACAUGGAGACGCUGGCGCUGCUUUCCAUCAUCGAGGGCAUGGGCGUCGUGUCCCAGCUGGACGCCAAGCGCCAGCGCAACGCGCACAUCUUCGAGGUGGCGCGCAUGCAGAUGGCGCGCCGCGGCUUCUUCCGCCCCAUCCAGCAGAUCCGCUACCGCUGGAAGACGCUCAAGAGCCUCUACCACAAGCAGAAGGCUGCGGCGGCGGCCGGAGUCCAGAUGACGUUCCGGUUUAUGAAGGGCAUGCAGCGACUGCUGGAGCCCAGCACGGUCACAGGGCCCUCUUCUCCUGCUCUACCUCUGCCACCGCUGGAGGGGCCUCCUCCCACCGGGCCGCUCCGCCGUCCUCGCGCUCCAUCCACCGACGCCCCGGCACACGGGUCGUCCGCAACCGCUUCGCCAUUGGCGGGAGGCGGAGGUGAAGAAGCGGGAAAGGUGGCGCUGCAACGACACCUGCACGAAGACGAACGCCCGCAGCCACAGCCACUGAAGGAGGAGGAGGAGGUUUGUCCAGCGGUGAAGGUGGAGCUGCUGGUGAUGGAGGAGGAGGAGGAGGAGGAGGACGUAGAAGUGGGGAUAGAGGCCAGACAGCAGCAGCAACAAGAGGAAAAUUCGGGAACGCCUGUCUGCGUGGUUUACGCACCCGGGCUGAAGGAGGAGGCGACUCCUCAGGAGGCAGAGUUCGCAGUGUCCGUCAAGGUGGAGCUGGCAGAGGAGGAGGUGGAUGUCAAAGCCAGGGGUGGAGCCCAUGCAUCCGCCAGGGAUGGCUUCUAUUCCACCACCUCGUCGUCGUCACAGCAGCAGCGACACCACAGAAGCGGGCGGCUGCUGCGGAGAGAAAGCACGCGGGUCAGGGGUCGUGACCUUGCCGCGACCCCCCCACCACCCUGGGAGGACGGACUGCAUGGGGGUAACGGCAAACGCGUGCGAGCGCGCAGUGGCCACGCGUCCGCGUCCCUGCAGCAGGAGCUGGUGCUGCUGAUGCGCGAGCAGGUGGCGCUGAUGCGCCAGCAGCUGCUGCUCAUGCGGAGGCUCGAGCGCAGGGAUGAACGGCGGCGCUCGUGGCGGACGCGGCGCGGCCUCCCCCCCCGCGCAGGGCCCCUCUGUUCCACGCCGGGCCUCCCGCCCGGCCGACCGCGAGGCUCCCCGGGCCCCCGCGGUCGACACGGCCCUCCAGACCCCAGGACGCCUCUCGCCGGGGUCGCCGCGGAGACGUCGAGGACAGACGCGGGCGGACGAGGAGUUCGCCCUGCGAUGGAGGGAGACCGCGCCGCCAGAGGUUCUGACGAAAAGACGGCUGCCGCUACGGGCAAGCUGAGCGUCUGAGACGGAAUAAAAUGCUCCUUGAGGAAUCGACUCAAAAAAAAAAAAACACUAAACAAUUUUUAAUUUUACCAGUUAAGGCCCGCUGACUCGUAUCGCUGUUUUUAAGAAGCGACCUGCCUGUCACAAAUGAUGGCUCAACAAAGUGGCUUAUCGUGUGGACAUUUACAGCAGCCAAAUACUUUAAACGCGUGACGUUGAUUCUGAAUGCGAAGGAAAAAAGCGGAGGACCUGGAGAAAAAUCCACACGGCCACAGGGAGAAAUAUGCAAGCUCCGAAUUUGUAGGCGUCAAGGUCGUUCGGGAUCGAACCCACAACCUCCUGUUUACCAGGAGAGGGAUUUAACAUCUUGCGGAUUCGUGCAGCGUCUUUGCGGAGAGAAGAAUAUUUAUUCCUGGAGAAAUCCGAUCAGCUAUGAAGCUCUUUUUCACAGAUGUCCAGUAGGGGCAGGUCAGAACGUUACAACAACAAACAGUGCAAAACACAAUAGGAGUUCAAUGUAUAGGAAAGGUAAGCAAAUCACCAAUAAAUAAAUAUAUAAAAUAGAUAAAGUAUACAAGUUCAAAUUGCAUAAAUACACCAAUUCCCAAGCUUUGACAAGACAGCAAAACAACAGCAAGGAAUAAUUGCAGACCACAGCAAGACAACAAACACAGUCCCUCAAUAUCCAUCAGUAUCCAACACGAGAUUGUUUUGAGAAGCGAUGAACUGCUGGAAGUGCGGAAGCCGACGGGGUACCUGUUGGGGCAAGACGCGUCUUUGUAUCUGCGACGUCGAUUUACCACUGAUUCGUGUGUUCCCAAGUUUUGGACAAUACGCAAAUCAAUGUGGCCAAUUUUCUUCAAUAGUGAUGAGUCCGUGAUGGCAACACAACUUGACACUUAAGUUUAAAUCAUGCAUAGAACGUGAACACAUGCAAAAUACACAAACAGUAAAAUAAAAUAUGAAUUACCAUAGUCUCCACAGUGCUGAUAUUUACCCCCUGCACCAGGAGAAUGUAUGAUUGUUGAACUUCUUCCGCACCGUACAUAGCCAACCGUGCUAAUUGGAGGUGCGGAGAAGCUCAUGACCAGUGCUGUUUUCACGAUUGAUGUUAGCCAUGGCCAGGAGUUGAACUUGGACCUCGACGUCUGUAGUGCAGAUUGCUGACCAUCAUUACAGCACUACUCCCCACUGAAACCACAAGGAACACGUGAAUGUAUAAAUUAAUGGACUGCACGUGUGUGGGUGUAGGCUUCGACAGAAAUGAGCAAAUAUUGAUAAACGUGGUCUUCAUUGAAAGGUCAGAGGGCAACGGAAUUGGCUGGGUGACCCUUGACCUUGAGAAAUGAAAAUGUGUACUGCCGCACGGACUGACCCAACUACUGAGAUUGCUACGAAACACUCUCUGCAUCGCUUUUAUUUUUUCCUUGCUGUAGAUUUUUCGGUACAGCCGCGGUGCAAAAAGAGAACGUAACUGUGAACUGAACCCCACCUUUACCACCACCACCACCACCGGUCCGACAGUUUGACAAUCGGACGCUACAGAUCGAAAGUAAUGGAGGUGUUGGUCAACCAAUCUGUUACGUUUAUUUCGCUAAUUGUUUAUUAGAGAGCAUCGUCGCUGAGUUUUUCCCGUGGUAGGAUGGACUUUUAGCACUAUUCAAGUGCACAUAGUGGAACGUAUGUACGUUGAAUUAUUUUGCAUCGUAUGUAGCCAACCGUGCUAAUCGGAGGUGCGAGAGAAGGACAACAAACUAAACACAAAAAGCAGUUGUAUGGGAAUUAGUUUUCAAUCUAGAUUUCAAAGUGCACAACUCCAGUGGCUUGUUAAUAUCGGAAUAGCAUUCCAGAUGGCCGCAGAAACACGUCUGAAAUCACGCGAUGCAGUGACCAUCUUUGUUCGAUGGCAAGCCACAAGCCGCUGUGAGGAUGACCGGAGUUUGUGCGAUGGGCAAUGCCCUUUGACGAGAUGUAACAGGUUAGGAGAUUGAGUUCAUUAAAACAAACUCACAGUCCCUUUCCUCAAUUCAUUGCAGUAUGAAAGCCUCCCCAUGCCGUGUCACCACAUUGGUCAUGAGGGUUUUGACCAUACUUUACCACGCUGGUCAGUGCAGGACCAUUUCAGAUAUCACUCGCCAUCGAUGUUAACCAUGAACAGGAAUAGAGAGCACCCCCUCCAGAUUAUAUAGGUUAGAUCUUGGCCUACUCUUGCAUGCUGGCCGGACGCCUUAGAAGAGGUGGGAGUACCCACACUUUACCCCACCACACGCGACCCGGCCAUUUCAUACUGAUUGGUGGACAUCGAUGGAGGGGGAUUUUAAAAUAAAAAGACACGUUCAUUGUUUAAACUGCCGCACUGGGAGAUGGAAUCGAAACUGGCAACAACUGGAUUGCUAGUCUGUUGUGCCACCUAGGGUUAACUGCAACGUCAUUUGUCAUACGAUUUUAAUACAAUGUUACAUUUCACGAUCUCAUGAUUUGUCGUAAUAUCAAUUUUCCUUAACUGUAUAAUUGUAUCACCGUGCUAUAUUAUAAAAAAAAGUUUUGCUGGCUGGCGUGGAAAGAUGGGUCACGUCCAACGGACGUGCAGGCCUCCAAGUAGUUCAAGAAGAUAGCUUAAAAGUCGGUAAACUGCAGUUCACUCGGCAUUAACCUGCUAUGGGUUUUCCAAUGGUUCUUACUUCAGAAUAUACAUUUCACCCUCAACGCAGGGUUGCUGUCAGAUGACGACGUCGCAUCAUCACUGUGUGGUCAGUUAUGCCGGAGAACGUUUUUUUUAAAAAGCGCUAAUUUAACAGGUGACGGUAUUUUGUUUGAAAUAGAUACGAACUUUUAUUAAGAUUGUGUACAAAAUAAAAUAAUUGCCGCAGUUUUGCAAUUUCCUAUAUCCCGUCAGGGAAACGAAACGUUUUUAAGGAACCGAAUUAAACGCGAUGAACG